Nematolebias whitei (Rio pearlfish) is the source of this 1737-nucleotide messenger RNA. Its product is annotated as protein TASOR 2. The record is from RefSeq and is a predicted model, not a curated record. Gene Ontology annotation, biological process: negative regulation of gene expression, epigenetic. Lineage: Eukaryota; Metazoa; Chordata; Actinopteri; Cyprinodontiformes; Rivulidae. The transcript is spliced from 6 exons. Gene Ontology annotation, cellular component: nucleoplasm. The coding region runs from base 225 to 1619 and encodes 464 amino acids.
UUUCUUCCAAAACCCCUUUGUUGGCAAACACCAGCUGUAAUACAAAUAAAGCAAAUGAAGUCAAAUCUGUCCUUGAUCUGCAACAUCGGUACAAGGAAAGAAACACUUCAGAGUUCACAGUUCAGUCUUUUGAUUCUACAGAAAGUUACCCUGAAUAUGUGGAUGGAUGCCAAGGGUCAUUGAAAUACAAGUUACAUGAUACAAUUGAGCAUACAACUAAACAAAUGAGUUAUCACAAAGAUAACUCAAGUGAAGACGAACACAUUCCAGAGACUCCAGGUGUACUUGUAUGUACAGUCUUCAAUACAGAUCAGAAGAACUCUUACUCUUUUUUGGACCAGCUCUCUCGGAGGUGCCUGUCAGAUGACCUCACUAAGGCGUCAGUGGAACAAGAAUCUCUUAUCUUCUCUGAGCAAAUGAAAAACCUUUUGAAAAAGAGCAAAGAUGGACCCAUCGGCCAACAGGAUACUUGUGACAGUUCGACUCAGGCUUGCACCAGUCCUCUGACUGUCAACUUCUCCAAUCUUGAUCUUGAUUCUCUAGAGGUCUUGGACAUGCCACUUGUUAUACAAAAAAUAAGUGUAGACAUGUCCGAUAGAAAAGGCCUGACAGACCCCAGAAAGGAAGAAAAAAUGGUGUUUUCUCAUUCUCAGAGAACAAACAACCCAGUGGAACAUGCUGGGAUUUCUGGUAUGGUUGCAGAAUACACUAAGGUGUAUGAGGCCAAGAUGCAUAAUGUUUGUUCUAUCAAAAAGACUUGUAGACCUAAAAGAAUCCACCAAGGUUACUCUGGAACUGAAGCAAGUAACCAUUUUGACUUCUGUGAUCAAAUGAAGAAAGAACUUGACAAGUCUUUCCGGUGUAAUCUGAAUGCAGUGGUGAAGAAAUCCUGUAAAACAAAGUACAGAUUCUACAUAUUGGUGACGUCGGAUGCUGUCUUCUUUGACAAAACUAAGGCUUACAUGGAGGCUGAGGGUCACACUGCUGUACAGCCGUCUGAAUUCUUUCACGAUGAAGGCAGUUCUUCGUGUCUUCUCAUCAUCCUCAGAAAUGAAGACAUUGCAGAGCACAUUUGCAAGAUACCGCAGUUGCUCAAGCUGAAGAUGACCCCAGAUGUGCAGUUUGCGGGAAUUGAUGAGCCGGAUGAUGUUGUUAAUUUCACUCAUCAGGAGCUUUUCACCCAGGCUGGCUUUAUCAUGUUUGACAAAGCGCUACUGGAGCCCCUCAGCCUUUGCUACAUGAAAAAAAUCUCUGAAUGUUUGCAAGUGUUGAGCAGAACGGGGAAGUGGAAAUGGAUGCUACACUACAGAGACAGCCGUCGCCUGAAAGAAAAUGCAAGGUUGAGCGAAGAGGCAAAUGAGAAGAAGCUCUUCCUGUGCUGGGGCCAAGACGCUGGGAUACUGGAGGUCUUGCCUUACCAUGAGUGUGACUUGGCAUCAAAAGAUCAACCAGACUAUCUGACGUGUUUGCUCCGCCUGCAAGUCCAGCAUAUCUCAUCUCGUUAUCCUGUUUUUAUAACUGAUGCAACAACAGACAGUGCUUUUGAGAAGAACGGGAUUUUGACAAUGACUUUGGAUGCUUUCUUGACCAAGUCGCCAACUGAAAAAUUUACCAUCUGACUUUCAAAUUGAAAAAUGUCAGAUUGGUGGGACUCAUGUUUACUAAUUUAUACAUGGAACAAUCUUAACUUCUCUUAGACGUAAGGGGAACCCAGCAGCUGGUAUUGCUUAUUUAAAA